Messenger RNA from Centropristis striata (black sea bass), 9049 nucleotides. It is a transcript of the gene sdk2b, whose product is annotated as sidekick cell adhesion molecule 2b. The transcript is spliced from 45 exons. The record is from RefSeq and is a predicted model, not a curated record. Gene Ontology annotation, molecular function: protein binding. The coding region runs from base 573 to 7238 and encodes 2221 amino acids. Lineage: Eukaryota; Metazoa; Chordata; Actinopteri; Perciformes; Serranidae.
CUCCCCCCGCCGCCCUCAUUCUCUGCUCUCCGAGCGGCUGAACUUCUUCUCAGUGUUCCUGUCAAACUGAAUCGCCGACCUUGACAGCGCGCUGCUGGCAGGAUUCGAGUGAAAAGUCUGUCCGCUGUUUUUUGGGGGUAAAAACUGUAACCACUCGGCUUGCGGACAACAAGGGUGAAGUUUGAAGUAGGAAAACAGCAUCUCAAGAUCGCAAGAAGUGUGGAUGAGAAAGUACGAGGUGCAGCUUGCCUGUUUACAGGUGCAACGAGGAAUAGACUGGAUUUGGACUUAACCUGGAUUCAUCUGACUGAGUUGCAUCCAAUACUUCAAAGAAUCCAACUGCUUCGACACUUGGAGGAAAAUAUCUCACUCUCAUAAAAGGGGUCUGUGGAACUAUUGUGCAUUUCAACUGAGAAGCAAAUAUUGACCCGAAUUUCUCCGGGCGCGACAGGCUGCGGCUCGGUUUUGCGCUCCCAGAUCGGUGCGCUUUGCCCGGCUCGAGUGGCGGCAGGUUCCCCCCGAGACACGGAGACCCGACAGCAGGCGGCGGGACCACACCGGGACUCGGUAGCAUGCCUUCAGCUCACCGGGCACUUGUUGUCCAGUCUGGGACAAUGUCUGAGGACUCCUGGAGCAGAUCGAUGUGGCGCGCCACAUGGAUUCUAUUUUUUUCCUUACUCAUCCACUCCACACAAGCUCAAGAUGACGUGCCUCCCUACUUCAAGACGGAGCCGGUGAGGAGCCAGCUUCAUCUGGAGCGCAACAGGCUGGUGCUGACCUGCAUGGCUGAGGGAAGCUGGCCCCUGGAGUUCAAAUGGAUCCACAACAGCACAGAGCUGACCCGCUUCUCACUGGAGUACAGGUACCUAAUCCCUUCGUUGGACCGCUCCCAUGCCGGCUUCUACCGCUGCAUCGUGAGGAAUCGGGUGGGAGCCCUUCUGCAGAGGCGCACAGAAGUACAGGUGGCCUUUAUGGGCAGUUUCGAGGAGGGUGAACGCAGCCAGUCAGUCUCUCAGGGAGAGGGCGCCGUGAUCCCAGCGCCACGCAUUCGCAGCUUUCCCCAGCCGCAAGUCACCUGGUUUAGAGAUGGGCGUAAGAUUCCACCCAGCAGCCGCAUUGCCAUUACUCUGGACAACACGCUGGUCAUCCUGUCCACGGUGGCACCAGAUGCCGGCCGCUACUAUGUCCAAGCGGUAAAUGACAAGAAUGGAGAGAACAAGACGAGCCAGCCCAUCACCUUGUCAGUAGAGAAUGUAGGCGGUCCAGCAGAUCCCAUUGCCCCCACCAUCAUCAUCCCUCCCAAGAACACUAGCGUGGUUACGGGAACUUCAGAGGUCACAAUGGAGUGUGUUGCCAACGCAAGGCCUCUUAUCAAGCUGAGUAUCUCGUGGCGGAAGAACGGCGUGCUGGUGACCAGCGGUUUGAGCGAUUUCAACCGCAGGCUGACCAUCCUCAGCCCUGUGGUGAGCGAUGCCGGCUUCUAUGAGUGUGAGGCCAUUCUCCGCAGCAGCAGCGUGCCUUCAGUCAGUGCUGGAGCUUAUCUGCAUGUACUAGAACCGCCGCAGUUUAUUAAGGAACCAGAGAAACACAUCACAGCUGAGAUGGAGAAGGUGGUGGACAUUCCCUGUCAGGCACGAGGAGUGCCCCAGCCAGACAUCGUGUGGUACAAGGAUGCUUUGCCCAUCAACCCAGUGAAGAUGCCCAGGUACAGGGUGCUGGUGGGAGGCAGCCUUCAGGUCAACGGCCUCCUGCCUGAUGACACCGGGAUGUUCCAGUGCUUUGCCAGAAACAUGGCAGGAGAAGUUCAGACCAACACAUACCUGGCUGUUACCAGCAUUGCCCCAAAUAUCACAGCCGGACCCUCCGACAGCACUGUGAUCGACGGCAUGUCAGUCAUCCUGCACUGCGAGACCUCUGGAGCUCCGAGACCGGCUAUCACCUGGCAGAAAGGUGAGCGUGUGUUGGCCAGCGGUUCGGUUCAGCUGCCCAGGUUCACCCUGCUCGAGUCAGGAAGCCUGCUCAUCUCCCCCUCGCACAUCUCAGAUGCCGGGACCUACACUUGCAUGGCGAGCAACUCCAGGGGCAUUGACGAGGCUUCUGCUGACCUUGUGGUCUGGGCCCGCACCCGGAUUACCACUCCUCCACAGGACCAGAGUGUUAUCAAAGGAACCAAAGCCAUUAUGACCUGUGGAGUAACACAUGACCUCAGUGUAACUGUCAGGCAUAUCUGGGAAAAAGAGGGCUCUGUCAUCAACGUCCAGUCCAUCCCCCGCAUGCGACUAGAGACGGACGGCACCCUGCACAUCUCCCAGACCUGGUCAGGUGACAUCGGCACAUACACGUGUAGAGUCACCUCCGUUGGCGGCAACGACUCCCGCAGCGCACACCUCCGUGUCAGGCAGCUGCCCCAUGCCCCAGAGAACCCUACAGCUCUGCUGAGCACAUCUGAGAAAAGAGCCAUCGACCUGGCCUGGGCCAAGCCUUUUGAUGGCAACAGUCCCCUCAUACGCUACAUCCUGGAGGUUUCUGAGAACAAUGCUCCCUGGGCCAUUCUGCUGGCCAAUAUCGAGCCAGAGUCCACAGCAGUGACGGUCAGUGGCUUGAUCCCAGCGCGCUCCUAUCAGUUCCGCCUCUGUGCCGUUAAUGAUGUGGGGAAGGGGCAGUUCAGCAAGGAGACAGACCGUGUCUCUCUCCCAGAGGAGCCCCCCAGCGCUCCUCCUCAGAAUGUCAUCGCUAGUGGCCGGACCAACCAGUCCAUCAUGAUCCAGUGGCAGCCUCCACAGGAAAGCCACCAGAAUGGCAUACUGAGAGGCUACACUGUCCGGUACCGUCUGACUGGGCUGCCUGUGGACUACCAGAUGAAGAACAUUUCCAGUCCUGAUGUGACUAACCUGCUGCUGGAGGACCUCAUCAUCUGGACUAACUAUGAGAUCGAGGUGGCUGCCUACAAUGGUGCUGGUUUGGGCAUUUUCAGCCAUAAAGUGACUGAGUGGACUCUGCAGGGAGUUCCCACCAUCGCUCCGGGCAACGUGCAGGCUGAGUCGGUCAACUCCACGACCAUCCGUUUCACGUGGACGGCCCCUAACCCUCAGUUCAUCAACGGCAUCAACCAGGGCUACAAGUUGCUGGCCUGGGAGCCCGGGAGAGACGAGGAAGUUUCUAUGGUAACAGCGCGACCGAACUUCCAGGACAGCGUCCAUGUGGGAUACGUGACAGGUCUGAAGAAGUUCACAGAGUAUUACACCUCUGUGCUGUGUUUCACUACGCCCGGAGACGGCCCCCGCAGCCCGCCCAGAGCAUUAAGGACACAUGAGGACACUCCCGGUGCUGUGGGUCACCUGAGCUUCACAGAGAUCCUGGACACCUCACUGAAAGUCAGCUGGAGUGAGCCCGGCGAGAAGAAUGGCGUUCUCACAGGUUACCGCAUUUCGUGGGAGGAGUACAACCGAACAAACACCCGAGUCACCCACUACCUGCCCAACGUCACCCUGGAGUACCGGGUCACCGGACUCACCGCUCUCACCACCUACACCAUUGAAGUGGCAGGAAUGACCUCAAAAGGCCAGGGCCAGCUGUCCUCCUCCACCAUAUCCUCCGGCGUCCCACCAGAGCUCCCCGGCCCUCCUACCAACAUGGCAAUUUCCAACAUCGGCCCACGCUCUGUCACCCUGCAGUUCAAACCUGGCUAUGACGGCAAAACUUCCAUUUCCCGUUGGCAGGUGGAGGCCCAGGUGGGUGUAGUGGGAGAAAAUGAAGACUGGGUGAUGGUGCACAAGGUGUCCAACGAACCUGAAGCUCGCUCCUUGGAGGUGCCAGGUCUCAACCCAUACACCUACUACAGGUUCCGCAUGCGCCAGGUGAACAUUGUGGGCACCAGUCCCCCCAGCCAGCCCUCCAGGAAGAUCCAGACCCUGCCGGCGCCUCCUGACAUGGCCCCCGCAAAUGUCACCCUGCGGACCGCCAGUGAGACCAGCCUCUGGUUACGAUGGAUGCCUUUGCCCGAAUGGGAAUACAACGGGAAUGCAGAGCAGGUGGGCUACAGGGUUCAGUACUCCCGUGCGGGCUCACAGGGCCGAGCGCUGACCCACAUCAUCGCUGACCGUCUGGAGAGAGAGUUCACCAUCGAGGACCUGGAAGAGUGGACGGAGUACGAGGUCAGGGUCCAGGCUGUUAAUGGCAUCGGGAUGGGGCCAUGGAGUCAGCCGGUCCGAGGCAGGACGAGGGAGUCUGUCCCCUCCUGUGGACCUACCAACGUGUCAGCCUUCGCCACCACCUCCAGCAGCAUCCUGGUGCGCUGGUUUGAAGUUCCCGAGGCAGACAGGAAUGGUCUCAUUCUGGGCUACAAGGUGGUGUACAAGGAGAAGGACUCUGACAGUGCUGUCCACUUCUGGACAGUGGAGGGGAACGCCACACACAGUGUCCAGCUGACCGGCCUGGGAAAGUAUGUGCUCUAUGAGAUCCAGGUUCUGGCUUUUACCCGGAUUGGAGAUGGACGACCCAGUUCUCCACCAAUCCUGGAGAGGACCUUGGAUGAUGUUCCAGGACCUCCAGUGGGUAUCCUGUUUCCUGAAGUGCGGACCACCUCAGUCCGGCUGAUUUGGCAGUCCCCCUCGCAACCCAAUGGCAUUAUUCUUGCCUACCAGAUCACAUACCACCUCAACUCCUCCACCAGCACCACACCUACAGUGGACGUGCUGAUCCCCAGCACUCGCCAGUACACAGUGACCAGCCUCAAGCCGGAGUCCGUCUACGUGUUCCGCAUCAAAGCGCAGACAAGGAAGGGCUGGGGCGAGGCCGCCGAGGCGCUGGUGGUCACCACAGAGAAAAGAGCUCGUCCUCAGCCCACCAGCCGUCCAAUGGUUCCUCAGAAAGACGUUCAGGCUCGCCAGGUCUUGCUUUCAUGGGAGCCCGGCAGUGACGGCCUGUCCCCUGUGCGGUACUACACGGUGCAGCUCCGAGAGCUUCCUGAGAACAACUGGACUGUCCACUCUGCCUCUGUUAACCAUGAGGCCACCUCCUAUGUAGUGUCUAGGCUGAAGCCCUUCACAUCCUACCAGUUCAGAGUCAAAGCUACCAAUGAUAUAGGAGACAGCGAGUACAGCGAGGAGAGCGAAGCGAUCACGACUCUGCAGGACGCGCCCGACGAAGCACCCACCAUUCUCUCCGUCACGCCGCACACAACGACGUCCGUGCUGAUCCGCUGGCAGCCCCCCUCUGAGGAGAAGAUAAAUGGAAUCUUAUUGGGCUUUCGGAUUCGAUAUCGUGAGCUGCUGUAUGAUCGUCUCCGCAGUUACUCCCUUCAUAACAUCAACAGUGUGUCCGCCUGGGGUGAACUCAAUGCCCCCUAUAGCAUCCAGAAUCUGAGUGAUUCAACCAUGACCCAGCAUGAGUUGGACAAGCUGAGUAAACACAAACGCUAUGAGAUACGCAUGAGUGUAUACAACGCUGUGGGCGAAGGGCCAACCAGCCCGCCACAGGAGGUGUUUGUGGGAGAAGCAGUGCCUACAGCCCCGCCCCAGAAUGUGGCCAUUCAGUCUGCAACAGCCACCCAGCUGGACGUGACGUGGGACCCUCCUCCUGUGGAUGCACAGAAUGGAGACAUCCAGGGCUACAAGGUUUACUUUUGGGAGUUCCAGCGUAAGAAUGAGACGGAGAGGCUGCGCACUCUGUUCAUGCCAGAAGGAGGGGUGAAGCUGAAGAACCUGACUGGUUACACCACCUAUAUGAUCAGCGUGGCCCCCUUCAACGCAGCUGGGGACGGACCCCGCAGCCCGCCGACCAGGGGACGCACUCAGCAAGCGGCCCCCAGCGCUCCCAGCUUCAUCCACUUCAGCGAGCUGACCACCACCUCGGUCAACGUGUCCUGGGGCGAGCCCACCUUCCCUAAUGGCAUAAUUGAGGGCUACCGUCUGGUCUAUGAACCCUGCACGCCAGUCGAUGGCGUCAGUAAGACAGUGACAGUGGAUGUGAAGGGGAGCGGCACCCUCUGGUUGAAGCUCAAAGACCUGGCCGACGGCAUCACGUACAACUUCCGCAUCCGGGCCAAGACUUUCAUCUACGGGCCCGAGGUAGAGGCCAAUAUCACCACUGGCCCUGGAGAAGGAGCCCCGGGACCCCCAGGAGAACCCUUUAUCACACGCUACGGCUCGGCCCUGACCAUCCACUGGACCAGCGGGGAUCCGGGACGUGCUCCCAUCACGCGCUACGUGAUCGAGGGCAGACCUUCAGAUGAGGGAUUAUGGGAUAUCCUAAUCAAGGACAUCCCAAAGGAAGUAACAUCACACACAUUCUACAUGAACAUCCUGCGUGAGGGGGUCAGCUACGACUUCAGGGUAAUUGGAGUGAACGACUACGGCUACGGAGCACCGAGUCUACCGUCUCCUUCUAUAUCUGCCCAAAAAGUGGCGCCUUUCUACGAGGAGUGGUGGUUCCUGGUCGUGGUGGCUCUGGUGGGGCUCAUCUUCAUCCUGCUGCUGGUUUUCAUCCUCAUUAUCAGAGGGCAGAGCAAGAAGUACGCCAAGAAGUCUGAAUCAGGUAACAACUCUAACUGCAACGCUCUGACCCACGGAGACAUGGUGAGCCUGGACGAAGGCCGCUUCCCCGCUCUGGAACUCAACAACCGAAGGCUGUCUGUGAAAAACUCUUUCUGCCGGAAGAACGGCGUCUACACCAGGUCUCCUCCUCGGCCCAGUCCAGGCAGUCUUCACUAUUCAGAUGAGGAUGUCAGCACAAAGUACAACGAUCUGAUCCCUGCAGAGAGCAGCAGCCUGACUGAAAAACCCUCUGAAAUCUCAGACUCGCAGGGCAGCGACAGCGAGUACGAGGUGGACCCCAACCGACAGAAGACCCACUCCUUCGUCAAUCACUACAUAAGCGACCCCACCUACUACAACUCCUGGCGCCGCCAACAGAAAGGCAUAUCCCGGGCGCAGGCCUACAGCUACACCGAGUCCGAGUCAGGCGACCCGGAUCACUGCGCCCCGCCGCCGCUGCCUCCUCUACCUCCACUGCCACCCCAGCUCAGUUCACCAAGCCCCCAGCCUCAGCAAGCCCAAGGCCAGCCCCAGGGCCCGCCUCAGGGCCAAGGCAGCCUGUUCAGGCCCAAAGGUAGCCGGACUCCCACCCCUUCACAGCAGAGCUCCAACCCCCCCAGCCAGCACAGCACCCUCUACAGGCCCCCCAGCAGCCUAGCCCCUGGCUCACGGGCCCCUAUCGCUGGCUUUUCCUCCUUUGUGUGAAAAAUGCUGAAUAGGACAUCAAAAAUUCUGGAAAUAUCUACCCACCUGGUGUUGAAGGAGAACACAGAAACGCGCAGUCAACCCAAUCAAGUCAUUUACGCCUUUCUUUUUAUCUUUUCAUCACUUCUCUCUUUUUUUUAUGUGUUAUUUUUUUAGUCAGCCUGGAUACAUGCGGAACAACACUAUGAGACUUUUUGAAGCACUUUUUUUUUUAUUGUUUAAUGUGUGAAAGUGUGGCAGCGUAGAUUUCUCUCACCAGUUGAUAAAAUACUCUCUGCAUCAUCUUGUCACGUUUAUUUUGCCAGUUGAAUUAUUUGCAUAACUUUUUUGUUUGUUUUUCCUCCCUUUUUGGUAUUUUUCUUUCAACACAUUCAAAUCUAAGUAAUCUCUUUGAUUCUGUACAAAGUCACAAGAAUCUUUGAAAACACUCACACACACACACAUACACACACACACACACACACACACAUAUAAAUAUAUACAGUAUAUAUAAAUAUAUAUAGUAGAUGUACCUAAAAAGACAAAAUCAAGUCGAUGCAGAGACUGCAUUGACGGGGACUAAAAUAACAAUAUGAUGGAGCCAUAUUGUGGAAGUAAAAGGACAAGUGUUUGUUUGGACUGGAUGAACUGGAUGUAAAAACGACAACAAAAAAAGUGUGGAAAAGACAGACGUGGAUGUGGAAUUCAUGCCAAAUCGAACAAAUUUUAAUGUGUGAGCCGGGAGCGUUUUAAGCGGAUAUUGGCAAACAAUCAUGGGUUUCCCUGGAAACAGCUCUUUGGCCUACAGCACACACAUACAUUGAUAAAUGGGACAAGUGACCAUGGCGAGUCAAAUGUCGAUGACUGUGCCGUGCCUGAAGGAACCUGCAGAUAUAUGAAAUGAGUGUAUAUCUGUUAAAGUCAAAGUGUUUAAGUCUUUUUGUGAGUGUGUUCCAGUGGAUCAAAGAUGCCUUGAUAGAGAAACACUUAUUUAUGAUAUCUGGCACCAAUUGUUACCGAACUGCUGACGGUGCCCUUGACUGCGGCAUCGUAAUGGCUGGCCUCGCACUACGAGACCCUUCUUUUAAUCCUGACAGAUGUGGGCUGUGAAUUAAUUUGCAUUCACGACCCAUCUUUUUUCACCCUUUGCUGGCUCACAUAUACACACAUCAGUGUCAUUCUGCAUAUGUCUACUGAAAUGCUUUGAAAUUCAACCUAAGAGGGUCGAAAAGACUGUCAUACGGGCACAGCUGCUGGUUCCGCUAAAAUGAUAAAAGCGAGAUUUUGAUAAGAGGUUUUUUUCCUGUUUCCUUCCCUGCUGGUAUAACUCUUCUCUGUCACUGCUCACAAUCACGGGGCAGCGCCGGGCCUGCGCCAAGAGAUGAUGUCAUUGGAUUGCCUCACCUCUUUCCCUUUUGUGUAAUCAACCACUCUGUACUAUUCAGGUGUGACUGUAUUGUCCCAAAUGCUAAUGCGUGUGCAUGUGUAUGUGUGCGUGUGAUUACACUUCUUGUGUGUAAGCUUUACAGAUCAUUCACUGUGUGUCUGGUUAUAAAGAGAUUGUCCUGCAGCAUCUGUAAACCUGCCUGGAGUAACGCCACAGAGGGCUGGCGCCGUCCAGCCGCCUGCCAGGUACACUCAUAACGCUAUAGUGAAGACUCAGUGGUGUGUUCCUAGUUUUCAUAGUUCAAAAAAACAAAAAAAAAUGUCAUCUACUUCUUUUUUUUUCUCUGUGGGGUGAUUUCAUUGUACGCAACAAAAGCUUAUCAUGCAGAAUCUGAAUGAAUAUAUGAUCACAGUACAUUUCUGAAAUAAAUUAUUUUUGAAUGUUA